This is a messenger RNA of Racocetra persica, 1002 nucleotides long. The record is from the annotation of a GenBank genome assembly. NCBI's taxonomy places the organism in Eukaryota, Fungi, Glomeromycota, Glomeromycetes, Diversisporales, Gigasporaceae.
AUGAAGCUUCUAUCUUGUUUAUGUUUACGCGAUGAAUCAGCACUUUCGAGCUUUAUCGAAUUUCAAGGUUUGCGUGAAUGGUUAAUGUCAGCACUUGUUGGAUGUCGGUCAGAAGAGGCAAGAAACCUUUUAGAACAAAAUCUUCUUCGAUUUUGUGAAGAGAUUACUAGCAAUGCAACCUUCGAUGGAGCUUUGGUCCGAUUACCGCCUUCACUUGAAACAUUUCUCACUUUAUUAUGGUCAUUUUUACCAGACGUAGAAAAUUAUGUAGACACUAGUAAAGAAUAUUUUGAACUAAUGGGACAUUUGAUGCCAUAUAUAACAAAGUCUGCUCGCCAAUUUAAUUCUCCUAAUGAAGAUACUGUUAUUGUUGGUUUAAUACAAUUGAUGACAAUCAUCAUUGCAGAACAUCCCGAAUUUAAGCGUCUUCCUAAUGACGACUUGCUUGACUUGAUCUUCAAUGAUUGUCUUUUUGAAGUACCAACACUUGAACAUGCAGGAUCUGUUCUUCCUCCAAAAUGCAAACUUGAAGCCUCAAGGACUGCAGCUUUGGAUUUAUUAAAUGAGCUCGUUAAAGAUUGUCCAGAAAAUUUUGUCCACAUAACUGAAUUGUAUUUGAGACAAUUAGAUCGUGGGGAACAAUUAAACGAUAAUUGGAAUUAUUGCCCAAAAACAUGCCAAAAAGCUUCUGCAGGUUAUGUUGGUUUGUCAAAUCUAGGAGCUACUUGUUAUAUCAAUUCAAUAAUUCAGCAAUUUUUUAUGAACACUGCUUUUCGGGAAAGUCUUUUCUCUGCCCCAGUUCUUGACGAUAAUAAAGAUGAAAGCCUUUUAUAUCAACUUCAGGUAGUAUUUGGUCAUUUGCAAGAAAGUGAAAAAAAAGCAUACGAAGCGAUACAAUUUUGUCAUGCGUACAAAGAUAUAGAUGGCCAACCAUUGAAUGUGACUAUUCAGAUGGAUGUUGAUGAAUAUUUCAGUGGACUUUUUGACCGCUUGGAAAAUAGU